This is a messenger RNA of Linum tenue, 696 nucleotides long. The record is from the annotation of a GenBank genome assembly. Lineage: Eukaryota; Viridiplantae; Streptophyta; Magnoliopsida; Malpighiales; Linaceae.
UUGAGAUCCAUCCUUAUCACCCAAACCCUCUCACUAUAUAAUCGAAACAAAGAGCCGAGUUCGCACUUCAUAGCUGCAGAUUAGGGUUUUCUUGUUUCUCCCCAGCUUUCCAGCUAAAACACAGAGCGGCGCUGCAGUUUUCUCGGCGAGAAAAGCAAUCAUGGGCCACCAGAACGUCUGGAAUUCUCACCCCAAGACCUACGGUCCUGGAUCCAGGGCUUGCCGUGUGUGUGGCAACCCUCAUGCAAUCAUCAGGAAGUACGGGCUCAUGUGCUGCAGGCAGUGCUUCCGCAGCAACGCUAAGGAGAUCGGUUUCAUAAAGUACCGCUAAGUGUAAUUGGAGCAUUUUGGUUGCUGGAUGGCUUUCUUAACAGAGCUUGCUGGCAAUGGAGAUGCGUACUCUCUUGAUAGUAAUCACUUUCAGUUUUAUGUGAUGUAAUCCAGCGGACGUGAAAGAUUUUGAUAAUUUUGAUUGGAUAUGAUAUUGUUGGAACUAGAUUGCAAAUUGUCAUCAGUGAUAUUUAAUUGAAGCAUCGUUGUUGGAUAUGUUUGGUGCCUGUCUCUUGGUGGCUUUGAAAUAGUUAGUGGCAUGUGGAUGUGGUAGGGAUGUUGUGUGCUUUGAAAGUAGAUCAUGUAUCGAGUUGGGUGCUCAUUUUUUAAACCCAAGUGGGCUUUCAGGUAGUGCAAUCCAGAAGC